GCUGUAAUUACUGCUUUAGAAAUAAUGUCUUUGUAGGUAUAUGUUAAUCUAUUUUCUAAUUGAGUGGAUCAAUUUGGGUGUUAGUUUGUAACUGCUCUGUCAUCGUUAUUAGUUUUUUGCCUGUUAUAUUUGUCUAUAUCAUGUAUCAAGGUCUUAAUUAUUACUAUUUUUGCUUGCGAUUUUACAAGUCAUUUAUUACAUCGAUCUUCUAAAAAUCAAUUAUUAUAUAAAAAACGUUUGUUUGGUAAUCACAAUAUAUUUUAACCAAUAUUUUUCAUGCUUACUCAGGAUAUUAUUAUUCAUUCAUACCACAGUACGUGGACGAAGACGGUAAUUAUAUUUGCUAAUCCGUAAAUGUUUAUAAAUUUGUGAAUUCUGCCAUAAAAAUUAAAAAAAAAUUGAUGUAUGUUGUUGUUCUUGCAUUAUAAUGUAGGUAUACUAUAAAAGGCGCAUGUGGAAUGCAUUUUUAGUGAUAUUUUGUGUGGAAUGUUCUUGACUUUUGGGUUUUCUUUUAAAAGAAUCUGCUCCACCACGUCCACCACCACCUAUGGAGGACGGGAUUGCCCCAAUGAGGCCACCACCACCAGAAACUGACGAUGAAGAUGAUGUUUUCAAACAUGCCCCAAGUUCUAGUCAACCAAUUAUGGUUGCUGCCCAUAAUUUGCAUAGAGAAGUAAGGCAGUGGUCUGCCAAAGAUAACGAACUUAUAGCAGCUGCUAGGAAAAUGGCCCUGCUUAUGGCCAGAUUGUCCGAACUCGUUCACAAUGACGAUAAGGGUAGCAAGAGGGAACUAAUAGCAACGGCCAAAGCCAUAGCAGAAGCGAGUGCUGAUGUAACAAGAAUCGCCAAACAGCUUGCUCGAGAAUGCACGGACAAAAGGAUCAGGACUAAUCUCCUUCAAGUUUGUGAACGUAUUCCUACAAUUGCAACCCAGCUGAAAAUUUUGAGUACCGUUAAAGCCACUAUGUUGGGAGCCCAGGGUGAGUUUUUAAAUAAAUCUUUAUUGUAUGUGCUUGUAUAAAUUAAGGAAUUAAUUAGAUAUUAAUUAUUUCCUUAAGUUCACUCACAGCGUCUUCAUUU
Molecule: messenger RNA, 1080 nt
Organism: Agrilus planipennis (emerald ash borer)
Lineage: Eukaryota; Metazoa; Arthropoda; Insecta; Coleoptera; Buprestidae
Product: vinculin-like
Exons: 3
Coding region: 548-1021 (157 amino acids)
Biological process (GO): cell adhesion
Molecular function (GO): actin filament binding
Source: RefSeq, a predicted model, not a curated record